CACACGUACGCACGCGGUUGUGGCCGAACCUCUUCUCCCGUUCCAAAUCCCCCAUUCCCUCAUCACCAUCUCCACCGAGCCUCCUCCUCACCUUUCCCAUCCACAUCCGGAGUCGGCAACGGCAGCGCGCGCCUCCUGCGUCGAUUUCCCAACUCCCACCCACGCCUCGAGCCGCUGCCCACCUCCUCUCUCUGGAUCCUAGGCGACACAGGAGGGAAGGGUAGAGGAGCAGUUCAACUCCAACUCGGCAUGGCAGUGAGUGCGACGUCGGGGGUGUUGAAUCCGCUCCUCGGCAAACUCUCCAGGCUGCUCGGCGAAGAGUACAAGAAGCUCACAGGUGUGAGGAAGCAGGCAUCUUUCCUCAAGGAUGAGCUCAGCGCCAUGAAAGCUCUCCUUGACAAGAUGGAGCUCAUGGACAAGCUUGAUCCAUCGGCCAAGGACUGGAGGGACCACAUCAGGGAGAUGUCCUAUGAUAUGGAGAACUGCAUCGACGACUUCAUUCAUGACAUCGAAGGUGCCCGUGCAAAGAAAGGCUUCGUCAGAAAGAUGGCUCAGCGCCUCAGGAGGCUUGGGAGGCGCCAUCAGAUCGCCAACCGCAUCGAGGAGCUCAAGGUUCUUGCUGUGGAGGCCAAUGCUCGGUGCAAGAGGUACAAUAUUGAUGCUUGCAUCAAUUUGAGUCCUGGCCCUGUGGUUAUGGAUCCCCGGAUCCCAGCGCUCUACAAGGAGGCAGCAGGCCUUGUUGGUAUUGACGGCCCGAGAGAAGAGCUUGUCACUUUGCUGAUGGAUUCCCAGAAGAAACUCAAAGUGGUUUCCAUCGUCGGGUUUGGAGGUUUGGGUAAAACCACGCUUGCCAAACAAGUGUAUGAUGAAAUUGGAGGGCAGUUUGAUCGCAAGGCAUUUUCCUCGGUCUCCCAAAGGCCAGAUGUGAAAAGCCUUCUUAUUGGCCUACAAUUAAAGCUUGAGACGGGGAAUUCUUCUCAUGCUUACGAGCUGCAAGAUAUUAUUGACAGCCUUAGAGAAGGCCUCAAAGAUAAAAGGUACUUAAUUAUAGUUGAUGACCUGUGGGAUCAGUCAAC
Molecule: messenger RNA, 1076 nt
Organism: Triticum urartu
Lineage: Eukaryota; Viridiplantae; Streptophyta; Magnoliopsida; Poales; Poaceae
Source: RefSeq, a predicted model, not a curated record